GACGUCACCAAGCGCCUCAGCGAGAAGCGUCAGUGCGCCGGCCGGCCGCAGGAGCCGGACGCCAUGUCACGCGAGCAGGUGCUGGCCGAGAAGCUGGCGCUGCAGAAGGCACUGCUCUGUCUGGAGGAGCUGCACGGCCGGCCGGCCGAGAAACACGACCGGGACGUGGUGCGGCCGCUGUACGAGCGCUACCGUCUCAUCAAGAGGCUCGUCGUCAAGUCCGGCUCGCCUAAGCUGCGGGACUCGAUCGGCGAGCUGACGCCGAUCCUCGAGCACGAGACGAUGACGUUUACGGCCUCGGACCGGCCCGCCAUCUCGGAGCGCGACGACGAACUGGAGCCGUGCGGUCCGGCCGCCGGCGGCGCCACCGAGCGUCUCCAGCUCGACGACAACCUCCACAACCUGCCUGUGUCCGAGCUGCGCGACCAGCUGAGCCGCGCCAAGGACGAGAAGCGCCGGCUGCGCGGCGUGCUGCUGGUGUUCGAGGAGAACUUCCGCUCCAGUGUCGGUCGGAAGGUACAGAAGGACGACCGCGGCGAGAUGGACGACACCUACGCCGAGUACAAGCAGGUCAAGGCCAAGGUCAAGCUGUUGGAGGUGCUGGUGGCCAAGCACCGGUCGCGCUCGUUCACCAUGUGAGCCGGCCGAGCGCGCGGGUGCGACGCAGACUGGGGGCUGGCCCCGGCGACAGAGGGCUGGGCGGCCGCCGCCGCCGCCGCCGCCGCCGCUGCUGAACGCUGGGAGUGCGGCCGGACCGCGGCAGCUGUGUGGGCGUGUGUGUGUGUGUGUACAUAGACGUACAUUGGGCGCUGUGCUCUGGGAGCUGUGAAGCCGCGCCCGGCGGAGCGGCCGCCGCCGCGCGCCGGCCGUUGUUGUGGCGCGCGGCCGAGCGGACGGCGUUGUUUUGGAGGACGUUGGGCGGGCGGCUGCGGCACGCGCCGCUGUGUUGUACCUGCAGUGCUGACCGGACCCGGCACCAGGCGACGCCGACCGGACGGCCGUAGUUAUCGUAUGCGUAUUAUUUAUUAUACAGGCGCGGCCCUGAGGGCGAGGCGCCGGGCCGGCCGUCUCGCUGGCGGCCAAAUAUCAUCGACAAAUACACUGAG
This is a messenger RNA of Pollicipes pollicipes, 1106 nucleotides long. RefSeq names its product protein FAM13A. Bases 64 to 639 code for a protein of 191 amino acids. The transcript has 5 exons. The record is from RefSeq and is a predicted model, not a curated record. Lineage: Eukaryota; Metazoa; Arthropoda; Thecostraca; Pollicipedomorpha; Pollicipedidae.